Messenger RNA from Sungouiella intermedia, 1986 nucleotides. The record is from the annotation of a GenBank genome assembly. Lineage: Eukaryota; Fungi; Ascomycota; Pichiomycetes; Serinales; Metschnikowiaceae.
AUGAGCGAAGACAACACUCGUCAAAAUGACGAAGCCAGUCUCAUGGAUGAAGGAUAUGAUAUUCAGAACGGCAAUUGCGCCAACCCGCGCCAGACAUGGAGAGUGGCCAUCAACUUGAAGAAUUUGAUUGACAAGGUGAUCCCCACUUGUUUUGAAGAGAAGGAGAUUACAACCACCCACUCGCCCAUCUUGAACAAACAAGUGGUGGAGUUGGUUUACCGUGCAGCUGGUGGUAAGGGUAAUGGAAAGCGUGGAACGUCAUCUUUCAAGUACCGUGCAUGCUUGGUGUUUGCUUUGUUGAAGGUGACGGGAUGGUAUUGGCAGCAGGCAGAGUACGAGCUCUCAGACAACCAGUUAUUCCAAUUGAGGGCAGUUGCUGCUCAAACUUUGGCGACAAUUAUCAUUGAGGAGACCAAGGAUGACGAGUACUUGUUUUUGGGCAUGCUUUGUCACAGAUACCAGAUGUACAUCAACGAGCAAGAAUCGGUGCCUGUCAGUGCAUUGGAAUUGGCCGUGGACAUGCACUCGACCAUUGUAAUCGGCUCCUCAGGUUACCAGAGAUGUAUCAAGUGGCUCUGGAGAGGAUGGAUUGUUCAGUCGUCGAAGGACCCACACUCGUAUUUGCUCUACGAAGGUGUGUCAUCUCCACGUAUCAGAACCCACUUUGAUCCAAACAGAAUCAAAACUCCUGCUUAUCAAAACAAGUUGGAGAUUUUUAUUUCCGUCAUUUACUUGAUUCUUUUCUCCAUCAUCUUAAACACAAACCUGGAAGAUACCACCAAGAUCUCCAUCUUUGAAACCUUCUUCUACCUCUUCACUUUGGGUGCUGUAUGCGAUGAAGUUGUCAAGCUUUACCAUGUGGGAAGAAACUAUUUGGGCUUCUGGAAUGUCUUUAACGACACCAUGUACUCGGUGAUCAUUGUUGCUAUCGGCUUCCGUUUUGCUUCCUUGAGCACCACUGGUGAAGAUAGAGAUCGCUGGGACGAAACCAGUUUCAGAAUCUUAUCGUGUGUCUCUCCUAUGAUGUGGUCCAGACUCUUGUUGUACUUGGAUGCCCAACAAUUCGUUGGUGUCAUGAUUGUGGUCGUUAAAACCAUGAUGAAGGAGUCCCUCAUUUUCUUCUUCUUAUUGGUGGUUGUUAUUCUGGGCUUUUUGCAAGGUUUCUUAGGUUUGGAUGCCUCUGAUGGUCGUAGUGAGGCAACAAAGCACAUUUUGAUUUCCUUGGUUAAGGCCGUCAUCGGAGCCUCUGGUUUUGCCGACGUCAAGAACUUGGUCCCUCCAUACGCAUCGGUGUUGUACUACAUGUACUCGUUUCUUCUCUCGGUCAUUUUGAUGAACAUCCUUAUUGCUUUGUACUCUACGGCUUAUGCUUCCAUUGUUGAGAAUGCCACCGAUGAGUACUUUGCUUUGGUUGCUCAGAAGACCUUGAGAUAUAUCCGUGCUCCGGAUACGGACUUGUAUGUUCCUCCUUUCAACUUGAUUGAGAUCUUGAUUUCUCCGCUUUACUACUUGACCAGCAAGAGAACUUUCAAGCAGAUUAACCGGUAUGUGAUGUUAGUAAUCUAUUCACCAAUGUUGACCUACAUUACCAUUGACGAGUUGGCUAAUGCAAGAAGAGUCCUGUACAACCGUUACAAGGGAGUGCCAGAUGAUGCCAACGAAAUCGAUACCGAAUGGGAUCUUACGGAUGGUUAUGACAUCGACAACAACUUAAGUGCGUGGGAAGGGAUUAGGGAGAGAAACAGCGAGUUGAAUGAGGCGGUGAGAGACCAAAGAAUUGCCGAAAAUGAAGACCCCGAGUUCCCAAUUGAUCUUCACAAAUUCGAUGAAGAUGUCGACAAAAUUGUUCAGCCUGUCAACAGGGCCAACGAGCUCGGUAUCAAAUGGGAGAUCUAUGAGCUCUACAGUAAAAUUGACCAGUUGACUACUUUGGUGAAAAAGGUGCUCGAGGAGAACCAGGAGCUCAAAGAAAAGGCAAAAGCUUAG